Molecule: messenger RNA, 1302 nt
Organism: Dictyostelium purpureum
Lineage: Eukaryota; Evosea; Eumycetozoa; Dictyosteliales; Dictyosteliaceae
Exons: 3
Coding region: 1-1302 (433 amino acids)
Biological process (GO): intracellular signal transduction; protein phosphorylation
Cellular component (GO): cytoplasm
Molecular function (GO): protein serine/threonine kinase activity; ATP binding
Source: RefSeq, a predicted model, not a curated record
AUGGAUAACAAUAAUAAUUUUGAAAAAUUAUUAAAAAAAUAUACCAAAGGUGAAUAUGUAACAAAAUGUAAUGAAAGAGGAAUAACAUUUUAUUAUUCUAAAAACAAUCCAGAGUUUUUUAUUAAAAAAUUAACAAACAAGGAAGAGUCAAAAAGAGAAAAUAUUAUACAACUAUUGGAUCAUCCCAACAUUGUUAAAUACGAAGAUAGCAAAGAAAUCAUUUCCCCAGAUGGACAAUCAUUUUUCUAUAUUGUAACCCAAUUUGUUCGAAACUCAUGUACAAUUAAAGAAAAAUUGGAAAGUACAUCAAAUUUUGAUAGAGAGGAGAUUUUCAAAAUCAUAAAUCAAUUCUUCGAUAUCUUAAAAAAUCUAAAUGAAAGUGAAGUUUUACACUGCGAUAUUUGUAGUGAUAAUGUAAUGAUAGACAGUGAUAAUAAUAUAACAUUAAUAGAUUUUGGUGUUUCAAUGAUUAAAAAAAAUAUUAAUUUAACCCAUACAACAAUUUAUACUAGAAAAAACAAACCGAAAGAAUUAAAUGCAAAUAUUGACAUCAAAGAUUUGGGUGAUUUGUUAGAAGAAUUCAUAGAUAAAUUACCAAACAAUAUAUCAGCUGAAAAUUUUAAACAUUUUAUUAAAUGUUGCCAAAAUGGAACAAAUCUUAAAGAUUUGAAAAAACAUAAAGUAUUUUAUGACAAUUCAGUAAAUACAACAGAAUCACAACAAGUUGUUUCUGAUAAAGCUUCUGAUCCAAUCUCUGUUCAAGUCUUUACCCCUGUCUCUGAUUCAAUUUCUGCUCCAGUUUCUACUCCAAUCUCUUCUCAAGUAUUUAUUCUUGGACGUCCUAAACUAACAACUCCAAAUACCCAAAUGCCACAACACAUUAUAGAAGUAUCACCAAAUUUUUAUCACAAUAAUAAUGUUAGUGGCGAAUACAGUAUUUUUACUGGAACAGAUGGCCUCAUAGAUCUAAUUGGUCAAAGUGGGUCUAUGGAACAACCAUGUCCAUGUUGUGGACAUACCAACUUAAGAACUAUUACAGAAGGUCUUUUUAAAAGAGCGAUUGCCUGUGAAUGUAAAAACAAAACCAAUGGAUUUUGUUUAUGUGAAAGAAGAUCUUAUAGUCAUUUAUUUUUCAAUAAUGAUUAUAGUCAAUGCAUUGAUAAACAUCAUGGAAUAUAUACUCAACAGACAGCUAAAGGUACCGUAACUUAUAAAAAAUAUAGACAAAAAUGGACGGUUACAAAUGAAAACCAAGAAACCACUGAAUUACAAAAUGAACCAAGAAUAGUUUUAAAAAGAUAA